CAGCAUUGAACCCGCCCGUCUCACACACACACUCCCACUCUACACAUCCCUCACAAUGGCCGGUCUCCUCGGAAAGAAGUUCCCCACGCCCGUCGCAAAGCCGAUGUGGCCUUUCUACGCUGCCGGCUUGAUCAUCGCAUACGGCGUAAACUCCUUCCAAACCGUCCUUGCAAACACCGACGAAUACAAGAACGACCCAAGGAACCCAUCGAAGAACAUCGUGAAGAAGGAUCACUAGGAGGGAGGCAGGCAGGCGGCAGCGUGAGAGAAGAAGUGGCCAUGAUGACACGACGAUGUGAAGGAGGUUGGAGAGAAGGGAAGGAAGCUCAGCAUAGGUAGCGCUGGGCUUUGGACGUGGACAGUGGGGAAAACCUUGUGUCGCAGCUUGCUAUAGAAGAGAAAUGGGAAGCGGACUGUACUGUACAUUUUACCCACUAUACCAUUGUCAUUACCACACCCGG
Molecule: messenger RNA, 461 nt
Organism: Sphaerulina musiva SO2202
Lineage: Eukaryota; Fungi; Ascomycota; Dothideomycetes; Mycosphaerellales; Mycosphaerellaceae
Exons: 4
Coding region: 56-238 (60 amino acids)
Biological process (GO): proton motive force-driven ATP synthesis
Molecular function (GO): proton transmembrane transporter activity
Source: RefSeq, a predicted model, not a curated record